CACUGACCCACCAGAACCCCAACUCUACCGCCGGCAGCAAAAGAUGGAAUCAAUCGGUGUUCUCCUGAUGUGUCCAAUGUACAGCUACCUUGAACAAGAGCUGCAAUCUCGCUUCAAUCUCUUCAAACUCUGGCAGCAACCACCCUCCAAAAUUCCCGAAUUCCUGAAAUCCAACCAGAGAACCAUAAAAGCAGUGGUCAGCAAUGCGAGAGUCGGCGCCGAUGCUCAACUGAUUGAUUCAUUGCCCAAUUUGGAAAUUGUGGCCAGUUUCAGCGUAGGGUUUGAUAAGAUUGAUCUCAAGAGGUGCGAGGAGAAGGGAAUUAGGGUUACAAACACACCCGAUGUGCUCACUGACGAUGUCGCUGAUUUGGGUAUCGCCUUGAUUCUUGCGGUUCUCAGAAAGAUAUGCCCUUGUGAUGGGUUUGUAAGGAGUGGUAAAUGGAAAGACGGCGACUUUGGUCUGUCAACCAAGCAGUUCAGCAGUAAACCGGUUGGAAUAGUUGGCCUAGGGCGAAUCGGAUCAGCAAUAGCCAAGAGAGCUCAAGCAUUCGGCUGCUCCAUCAGCUACCACUCCAGAACCCAGAAGCCAUUGAAGCACUACAAAUACUACGACAACAUCGUAGACUUGGCCAAAAACUGCUCGAUCCUCGUCGUAGCAUGCUCUUUGACAGACGAGACACGCCACAUUGUCAAUCGGGAGGUUAUCGAUGCACUAGGGCCACGAGGCAUCUUGAUCAAUGUAGGUCGAGGGGCCCAUGUGGAUGAGCCUGAGCUCGUCUCAGCAUUACUAGAAGGUCGACUUGCUGGUGCUGGGCUCGAUGUGUAUGAAGAUGAACCCGAGGUACCUGACCCACUGUUGCGGCUUGACAAUGUUUUGCUCCUCCCUCAUGUGGGGAGUGAUACUGUGGAGACUUGCAAUUCCAUGGCUGACCUUGUGCUUGCUAACUUGGAGGCACAUUUCAACAGCAGACCACUUCCCACCCCAGUUAUAUGACCACCUGGGAAAAACUGGCAAUGAAAGGAAGCCGAAAUUGGUUACCUUCUUGAUGUGGCCGGCGAUGGAUCUGCUGUCGACCACGUCAUAAAGAUCCAGAGCUUCAGAAGCGCAAGCCAUGGCUUCCAUCUGCAUCUUCACUGGCAUGUCUGUAUCAUCAACGAGUGCUUUUCCUUCCAACAUCUUUGAAAAUGAAAGUGGGAAAUGGAGAGUGAAAGAAAGAGAGGGAGAGGGAGAGAGAAAGAGACCCCAGUUGAGGAAAUGCAGAGUAGGAGAGUUUUCGUUUGAGGGCUUCUUAUCCAAAGAAACCCCCCUUGGCCCCUUGUGAUUGUGAGACUGGGAAAGGGUUAUAAAAAUGGAAAGGUUUUGCGAGGGAGAAUCCCUCUGAUAUAUAUCUGUGUCUCUCUCUGAGAUUUACAUGUCAAGCUUCAAGAGAGCCAAUGUGGUUGCAACACCAGGCCUUAUAAAUCAAACCCCAAGUGCCCUUUCCUAGUUUCCUUCCUAUCUCUAUUUCUCUUGCUAGGGUCUUUUCCAAAUCCACUGGAAUCAUACACCCUGACAAUAUCUUUUUGUCUU
Molecule: messenger RNA, 1570 nt
Organism: Linum tenue
Lineage: Eukaryota; Viridiplantae; Streptophyta; Magnoliopsida; Malpighiales; Linaceae
Source: the annotation of a GenBank genome assembly